Molecule: messenger RNA, 849 nt
Organism: Coniosporium apollinis CBS 100218
Lineage: Eukaryota; Fungi; Ascomycota; Dothideomycetes
Exons: 4
Coding region: 1-849 (282 amino acids)
Molecular function (GO): oxidoreductase activity
Source: RefSeq, a predicted model, not a curated record
AUGUCCGAAUUCAUCCUUGACAUCAAUAACUUCUUUCGUCUCGAUGGGAAGGUCGCCUUGGUGACAGGAGGAUCGCGAGGGCUCGGCCUCCAUGCUGCUACAGCAUUUCUGCUUGCUGGCGCGAGGAAAGUCAUCAUAACCGCUCGGAAAGCGGCUGGCCCUGAAGGCAUCGAUCAAGCAGUCGAGAAGCUGAACAAGCUCCCCGGUAUCAAGGGUCAAGCUAUUGGCAUACCAGCAAACGUUGCAAAGGUCGAAGAUAUCGAGAGCCUGGUGAAGGAAGUCCAGAAGACAGAAGAUAAACUGGAUAUACUCAUCGCCAACGCCGGAGCAACAUGGGGAGGCCCAUUCGAACCUACACCAGACUGGUCGUCCCAGAAAGUCCUUGAUUUGAACGUACGAGGGGUAUUCAAUUGCAUACGGCUCUUCACGCCCAUGCUCGCGAAAUCCGGGAAGCCUCAGGAUCCCUCCAGAGUAGUCAUCGUUAGCUCCGUUGCAGGCUCGAUCGUGCCACAUGUAGGAGAUCAUGGUACAAUCAUGUAUUCUGCCUCAAAGGCCGCUGCGCACCACCUGGCGAGAAAUCUCGCCGUUGAGCUGGGCCCACGGAAUAUCACCACCAACACGGUUGCACCAGGAUUCUUCCCGUCAAAGCUCGCGAACGGACUCAUAGACAUCUUGGGCGGUGAUAAGGAGUUAAACGAAGCAAACCCGCGAAAGCGGCUAGGAAAGCCUGAGGACAUCGCUGGGGUUAUGCUCUUCCUGUGUUCACCCGCAGGCAACUAUAUAAACGGAGAGGAUAUUGCGGUUGACGGUGGUGCUCGAUUGGCGCAUGGACGCUUGACGAAGCUAUGA